AUGACAACUACAAUUGUGAAUUUUACAAUUCAGAGUUUAACGACGACAACGUGUUUUAAAUACACAAUCCUCAACAUCAAAUCCACUAUGUUGAGACAACAAAAUACGAUGGCGCAAUUCGACUUCGCGACUGCUGCACCACAAGAAAGCGAAUUAAAGCAAUUGAAGGUGGUAACGACUUAUUCUGCGAUCGAAUCAAGUGAUUCG
This is a messenger RNA of Funneliformis caledonium, 207 nucleotides long. The record is from the annotation of a GenBank genome assembly. Lineage: Eukaryota; Fungi; Glomeromycota; Glomeromycetes; Glomerales; Glomeraceae.